This is a messenger RNA of Salvelinus sp. IW2-2015, 2402 nucleotides long. The record is from RefSeq and is a predicted model, not a curated record. Lineage: Eukaryota; Metazoa; Chordata; Actinopteri; Salmoniformes; Salmonidae.
UGGACCAUCAAAACGUUUCACUUUCAUUUGUCUUCCAUGAAAGGUGAUAGACUCAAGCUGUAGACCUAUACUGCUCUGUGACCCUGGCUCAACACACAGCCUGCUUGUCUGAAAGUGUCAACGAUUUCAAAGGGGAGAAAGAAAUGGCUCAUGAAGAUGGACCGAGGAUGUUCCAAGACCAGCUGGCGGAGAAGGUCCGGCCCUUCAUAGACUUAAUAGAUGACAUGAGAUCCAUAGGGAUAGAUAAGGAGCUACCACUGCCAGACAUUGCUGUGGUGGGAGACCAGAGUUCAGGAAAAAGCUCUGUGCUUGAGUCCCUUUCUGGGGUGGCACUGCCCAGAGGAACUGGUAUUGUCACCAGGUGCCCACUGCUACUUAAACUCUGUAACGACAGGACAGUGACAUGGGAUGCUGUCAUCACAUACGGAGAGAAAGUCAUUCUAUUUGACGAACCUUCAGAAGUCGUGAGAUACGUUGAACAAGCUCAGAACGUGUUAGCUGGAAAGGGCGUGGGGAUAUGUGAAGACCUGAUCACUCUAAAGAUCACAUCCUCCACGGUGUGUGACCUCAGUCUGAUUGACUUACCAGGGAUCACCAGGGUGGCUGUGAAAGGACAACCAGAUGACAUUGGAGUCCAAAUCAAGAAUCUCAUUUCGAAAUUCAUAAACAAUAAGAGAACCAUUAUCUUGGUGGUGGUACCAUGUAAUGUUGACAUAGCAACAACAGAGGCCCUGAAAAUGGCACUAGAACUGGAUCCUGAAGGCACAAGAACUAUGGCCAUUCUGACAAAGCCAGACCUGAUAGACCCGGGAGAAGAGAAGAAUGUGUUGGAAAUUGUCCAGAAUAGAGUCAUGGAUCUCAAUAUGGGCUAUGUCAUUGUGAAAUGUCGUGGUCAGAAGAAAAUUGAUGAAAACAUGUCCAUUACUGAUGCGAUUGAGGAGGAGUUGGAAUUCUUCAAAAAUCAUGAGCACUUCAGMUCCCUYYUGCGUCAGGAGAAGGCAACCACCAAGUGCCUAGCCACCAAGCUCAGCAAUGCCCUGGUCAAACACAUCAAGAAAUCCUUGCCCCAGAUGUCAGAAAAUAUAAAGGAACAGUUGGGGGAGGUAAAGCAUUUAUUGAGUCAAAUAGAGGGUGGGCCUCCCAAGGAACCUGCAGAGAAGAGGAAGUUCCUCAUUCAGGUCAUAACAGAUUUCAAUGAGCAGAUUACCCAACUGUCCCAAGGGGAUAUUAUCAUUGAGGAAAACCUGUUUGAGCUCAUGCGAAAGGAAUUUACAGUGUGGAUGGAAUGUCUGAAAAAUGCCAAAUCACAUUACCACGAAGUAGUGCAGCAUUUGGUGGAUGAAUAUGAUGAGAAGCACAGGGGAAGUGAGCUGCCAGGAUUCAGUAACUACAGGGUAUUUCAACAUGUUGUUCAGAAACUGGUGUCUAAACUUAAGAAACCAGCUAUGACGACACUAAAGACAAUCAGAGAAAUGGUGCAGGAGGAAUUUGAUCAUUUGUCCAAAGAGAUCUUUAAGAAUUAUCCUUAUCUUCAAGAUGUCUCRAAGAAAAAAAUUGAAACAAUCCAGGAACAGCAGUCAAACAUAGUGAAGGCGAGGAUCGUGGAGCAGUUUGAGAUGGAGAUGCAGGUCUACACACAGGAUGAAAUCUUCAACAAACAUAUUCUAGAGGAGGAAACGAAGGGGGAAAAAGCAGAAGGCUCAGAUCACGACACCAGGAGCAAGUACCCUGGGCUGCUCAAGGCAUACUAUGAGAUUGUGGUGCAAAGACUGGCUGACCAGGUGCCCAUGCUGAUCCGUUACUUCAUCCUGAAGCAGUCAGCCAAGAUUGUGUGCAGUGAAAUGCUGGAUCUGCUACACAGAGAUGACACUGAUAACAUCMUACAGGAGGAUUCAGASAUCRGACAGWAUCGUGCAAAGUUGCAGACCCAAGUGSAUCRCCUUGUACAGGCCAAUGACAAGCUCAGCAGCCUCAGAGGGUGACAUCUUGACGAUUCAAAAGAUCUGAGAUGAUGCCAAGAAAAGAAACAGGUUAAAACCUCUUAAGGAUCCAACCCUUUUUUUCAAUUUUCAUCUAAAAUGACAUACCAAAAUCUAACUGCCUGUGAAUGUGAAAUUAUUACAGGAGAAUAAACCUUUGAAAUGCAAGAGAAWGGUCACAAUGUAUUAUUCCAGGUUAGACACAAUUUUUAUGUUAGCCGCUAGAUGGCAGAAGUGCAUGUGCARAGUUUUAGACUGAUCCAAUAAACUAUUGCAUUUCUGUUAAAAUGUUGUGUCAAGUCUGACUAAAUGUGCCUAAGUGGUUUAUUGAUUCAUUUUCGAGUUAAUAACUGUGCACUCUUCUCAAACAAUAGCAUGGUAWUAUUUCACUGUAAUAGCUACUGUAAAUUGGACAAUGCAGUU